GGGAGGAGAGAUGACGAUCAGAAAUGCCGCCACGUGCGCUCAUACGCCUGCUUUAUUAUAAAAACCUCCCCUCCAUUGGUCCAGAGUCGAAACGCUGUAUUUUUAUACGCCCUCUGAUUGGCCGGAGGCACCAACUCCAUAGUGAACGCUUUGCAGAGCUUCCAGACAUGAGAUCCUUGAGCGUCUACUAUGAGAAAGUAGUCCCCGCUAAAAAACCCUUGUUUCGUUUAUUCUUUGCGAUAGAAAUGCUAUUAGACAAACAAUAAUAACAGUUGGUUUGUAGAUGCGAUUAGUUUCACUGUGUGAUUUAAAUUAACAACGACGUGAAGUUUGAAUAAUAGAAAAGCGUCGGUUUGUAUUGGUGGCGUAGGGAUAUCACAGCACCGCUGCGCGUCAAAAUAUUGGCUUGUGAAGACCGCGCCAAAGCUCAGACAGCGGCUACUCUUCAGGAAGAUAAGAUAUCGUGCAGGUCUCCUUAACGCAUUCUAACGUCUACACGGCUGCGUUACACUUCACCGUGUUUGGCUUUACGAGUCUGGGAGGACUGUUUGUUUUUGUUUUGUUUUUGUCGCAACCGCUUGAGCAGAAGACACAAAUCUGACUUUUUGAUGCUCGUUUUUUGGGAAACAGUUUACGACUCAACAGUCGUGACGCGGCGCUGACGGGCGCGGUGCGGCGGAGUUGUCGCACUGCUGCUGGACUCGGAUAUACCAUUCGUUUGCAGCCAAUAUAACGAGCCGCGGAAGCCGGUGUUUAAACCUUCUUUUCUUCACACACACACACAACCGCUGCUCCUGGUCGAACUGUCUGCAGCUCAGUGGGAAUCGUCUCCUCGUCCCCCCCUUUUUCCUCCCUCUGCUUGAAUAUGCUGCUGUCAAAGUUGGGCUCAUUUUCCCACAUUUGCAACCCUUCUAGUAUGGACCACCUACAAGUGAAGAUCCAGCUCCAGCAGGUCAAAGUGGAGAAGGAAGCCUUUGAGAAGGUUUACCAAGUGGGAUCCGUGCUGGGCAGCGGUGGAUUUGGGACAGUAUACGCCGGCAGUCGGAUCUCCGAUGGCGCACCGGUCGCUGUGAAACAUGUCGCGAAAGAGAGAGUGACCGAGUGGGGCACAAUUAACGGGACUAUGUUGCCUCUGGAAAUCCUGCUGCUAAAGAAGGUCAGCUCGUCUUUUCGCGGAGUUAUCAAAUUGCUGGACUAUUACGAACGCGCGGACGGCUGGCUCAUCGUCAUGGAGAGGCCGGAGCUCGUCAAGGACCUUUUCGACUUCAUCACGGAAAAGGGCGCCCUGGACGAGGACACGGCCCGGGGUUUUUUCCGCCAGGUUUUGGAGGCGGUGAGACACUGCUACAGCUGCGGCGUAGUACACAGAGACAUCAAGGAUGAGAACCUGCUGGUGGAUCUACGCACCGGGGAGCUCAAGCUUAUUGACUUUGGCUCAGGGGCGAUUCUCAAGGACACGGUCUACACCGACUUCGACGGUACGAGAGUGUACAGCCCUCCGGAGUGGAUCCGCUUCCACAGGUACCAUGGUCGCUCGGCGACGGUGUGGUCGCUAGGCGUGCUGCUGUACGACAUGGUGUGUGGAGACAUCCCCUUUGAGCAGGAUGAGGAGAUCCUCAAAGGGCGACUGUACUUCAGGAGGAGGGUCUCUGCUGAGUGCCAGCAGCUGAUCAAGUGGUGCCUGGCCCUGCGGCCCUCGGACCGGCCCACCCUGGAGCAGAUUUGCGACCACCCUUGGAUGAGGACGACGACGACGACAGAGACGACGCCCAAGUCCUCAGAAGAACCGGUCACGGGCGACAUCCGCCUCAGGACCAUCGACACGGACUCUUCUUCAAGCACAAGCUCGAGCAAGGAGAGCCUCUGAGGGUGGCACCCCCCGAUGGACUGGGAAAGACAAGACUUUGUGGGGGAAAGAAUGGGGUCGGGAAUGAUGAGUGUAGCCUGUAGCCGGACUGGUACUGGACCGGUCGGGCCAGAAAACUGUUCUUUAAUGUUUCUCUUUUUGUAGGGAAUUUCUAAGUUAUUAUUAUUAUUAUUAUUAUUUGUUCUUCCUUAUUGUAUUUCUCCUAGCCUUUUCCCUUUAAGUUAAUUAUUUACCUGUUUCCUCAUGGGGAAACAUUUUUGCUGUUGGGAUGGUCUUACCAGCAACCAACCCCCCCACCCCCAAUACUCCCACCCCUCCCCGACCCCUCGACUUUAUGUCAAUUGUUUUAUUACUAGGCUGGUUUAUAUGCAGCUGGCAAGGCCCUCCUGAUCAGACGAUGGCGGCUCUCAUAGAGCUUGAAAAUUUUUUUUUUUUUUAUUUAAAUGUUUUACUUUUGAUUUUGGAGUGCCUUUUUUUGAGAAAGCUGCUUUUUAAAGAGGGGGCUUUCGUCAAACACCAGUUGUUUUCCUUUGGGUUUGCCUUGGGCCUGCUGGUGAAGUUGCCUGUGCUUUGAUGGAAAUAGGGGUUAAAGGCUGUUUCUGUUGACGGUUUUUUUUUCUUCUUCUUCUUCUUACCCCUCCUCUAUCACUGUAAACCAAGCAGCCCCCUGAGAAGAGGCUAAAAUAGCAUUAGAUAAGAGAUGUGGGGGGAGAUAAGGGGGGGGGCUGUUCCCUGACAAUGAAAUACUUGAAACACUCUCGACACAAACUCUGCGUCGCUCUCUUUAAACGCUGCUUACUCACUCUAUAGCCUGAACAGGUGUUUGGAAACUGGAUCCUGUCAUUUCUGAAUGUCUACAAAAUGUCACCACACAAACACCCAGCCUCGCCCCACCCAACCACCCACCCACCUAUUUCUCAUCCUAUGCCUGUUGUGGGGUGUGUGGCCCUCAUGACUCGUCUCUUUUUUUUUUUUUUUUUCGCCUCCCGCCAUCUCACUGCUUAAACACUACAUGGCCCCCGGCCCCUGGCCUCCCUCAGGGUUUUGGGGUGUGAAAUGCACAAUCAAUGCAAUUUUCAUGGACUUAAUUUUGUUUUUGUUUUUUGUUUGUUUUUUUUAUUAAAAUCAAAUAUUGUACAGUGCAUUUUUUUUUUCUUUUUGUGUGUGUACAUUUUUUUUCUUCCCCACAUCCUUUGCUUUAAUUUAUUUGUAAACAAAUAGACAUUCCACACUCUGUGGCUAUUUAUUUAUUUAUUUUUGUUUUGUUUAUUUUAUUUUAUUUUUGGCUUAAUCCCCCAGCAUCCCCUUCACCUGCCAUUUAAAUUUUGCAUAUCCUACUUGGCCUUUGGUUUGCAUUCCUUUAAGUUAUUUUUUACAUUUCAACAUGUUGGGUUUUUUUUUUAGAUGUGGAGGAUGCACUGAAGAAGUUGUUGAUGUUAAACAGAGUUUAAAAAAAAAACAGACAAACGGUUUACUUAAAUUUGAAAAGAGCAUUUGAAUGUUAUAGAAGUUCUUUAAAAAGUUAGGAUGUGUUGAAUGGAGAGAAAUCCACCUGGUUUCUGUUUUGUCAAUGACUUUGAGUUGUACGGAAAGUCAAACAACGGGCUCAGCAGCUAUAGUUGUCACAUAGCAUCAUGUCGGAGACGGUUCUGUUCAGCUGUGUGACUUGUGGCUGUGAAGUAUGGAUAUUGCUAUUUUUUGAUACCGAAGUUUCAAUUAAACUCCCAUUUUUAUGUACAGAAA
Molecule: messenger RNA, 3610 nt
Organism: Cynoglossus semilaevis (tongue sole)
Lineage: Eukaryota; Metazoa; Chordata; Actinopteri; Pleuronectiformes; Cynoglossidae
Gene: pim3
Product: Pim-3 proto-oncogene, serine/threonine kinase
Exons: 6
Coding region: 866-1867 (333 amino acids)
Biological process (GO): regulation of mitotic cell cycle; protein autophosphorylation; negative regulation of apoptotic process
Cellular component (GO): cytoplasm
Molecular function (GO): ATP binding; protein serine/threonine kinase activity
Source: RefSeq, a predicted model, not a curated record